AUGGCUGGCCGUGUGCUGUUGGUGUGUGCCCUCUGCGUGCUGUGCUGCUGCGGCGGCGGUGUCGGUGCGUGGGGUGGCGGCUACUGCACGGAGAGUGACUGGAGGGACUUGAUGGCGGUUGCGAAGGACAUGACGGAGGCGGAGAUUGAGGGGCAGUACUGCAGCCGCAAGCCGGAGUUUGUGCAGGGGCCGCGGGCAAGUCUGCAGUCUGUUAAUGGCGAAGACGAAGGCGAAGAACAGAAGACGAGCGCGGGGGAUGGAAAGGAGACGAGCGGCAAGGAAGGUACGGAUGAAAGUGAAGGUGGUCUUUCGACAGACAAGAGCAAGAACGGGAACGCAACAGAUGAAGAGCCUCCUGCGAAGGGGUCGGGAGGGGCAAGCCACACCUCGUCGCCGGACGAUCAAAAGACACAAGAUGGUGGAGUGGGGCAAAAAGAUUCACCACAAAAGCCAACAACCAACGACGGGGAGGGAACGGAUGGAAAAGAAGGCCCGUCAGGUGACACGGAUAGCACCAGGGAUCAAUCAGGGGGCGGCACUGUAAAUCCGGAGGAAUCGGAACGCACGAAGGGAGAAGAAAUACCACCGCGGCAGGGAAGCUCACCUUCACCAUCACCAGAAGAAAAGCCGUCGUCGCCAAGCCGACCAGAAGAAGGGCGCGGAUCCUCAACUGACGUCAGUCAAGGAGAAACCAAUGCAGGGAAGGAGGGGCAAUCGGCAGACGACAACGGUUCUGCCACGCAAAAUCCAUCGCACGUGCCGGAAAAAGGGCCGCAGGAGAAACAGGCAGCGGAAGGAGACCCAGAGCAGAGCCACCAAGGCCAUCCUUUACCGCUACAACCGCACACGGAGGGUACUCAAAAUACGCUGAGCGACGACGCAGAUUUGCAGGGCGGUGAAAAGAAACCUGCAGCAGGGCACACAGACAGCGCUGCAAAGGACGCUGCGGCUACGAGUAACACUGGCAACGACGCCGAAGUGCAGUCAAAGCCGGCAAGCCCCGUGACUACAACCGAAGAUGGUCAGGCGGAGCAGGGGCACACCGCAGUGCCCACCUCCGACGAACAACCAGAAGCGAGUGGUGGGAAGAAAGAGCAAACCGCCAAGCCCGAAGCAGGGGCGGCUGCGCAAGCGGCCAUCAACGCCACCAAACCAACGGGGCCGGCGCCCGGCGACAGUGACGGCAGCACCGCGGCCUCGCACUGCACCUCCCCCCUUGCGCUUCUUCUGCUUCUUGCGUGUGCGGUGGCUGCUGCGACGGCGGCGGCGUGA
Messenger RNA from Trypanosoma rangeli, 1272 nucleotides. RefSeq lists its product as uncharacterized. The coding region runs from base 1 to 1272 and encodes 423 amino acids. The record is from RefSeq and is a predicted model, not a curated record. NCBI's taxonomy places the organism in Eukaryota, Euglenozoa, Kinetoplastea, Trypanosomatida, Trypanosomatidae. The transcript has a single exon.